This is a messenger RNA of Amoebophrya sp. A25, 2447 nucleotides long. The record is from the annotation of a GenBank genome assembly. Lineage: Eukaryota; Dinophyceae; Syndiniales; Amoebophryaceae.
UGUGCCCGCGGGUUCACACGCACGGUGGACGGGCGUUGCGAGCGGCUGGUGGUGUCGGAAGUGUUGAACAAGAUCGAACAGACCGUAGCCGGGUCGUGCGUGCAGGACACGAAGAAGUGCGAACUGUUCGAGCCCGUAUGCGACAGCUCCUAUGCACCUCAGGAGCCCAGCUCGUACUGGCCGUGCGCGCUGUGCCGCUGUGCGUAUCCCCUGUUUGACCGGGAAAAGCAGCGCUGUGUGCAACAAGGAUUGCUCUACGACGAAACGCGCGAACAGGCUCUUGACGCGUCUAAGUGGAGUUCCCGCAGUGUGCUCGCGAUCCCCCGCAAGGCAGUGGCGGAAAAGGAAGCGAGCAGCGCGCUUGAUGAUGCCUUUAACGCGGUGGCCGAUGUCGUUUCCGGUGUCAGUGAGCACGUAUUCGGGGCAACGGUAAUGGAGCAGUUCAUAUUGCACACUUGCCCCCGCGCGGCGCGUACCUACGCGACGGACCAAACAGCACUUUUGCAGCUUGAGAAGACGAACGUCGCCGCUGAACAGCCGGGCGAAGUGCAGCAGGUGCGGCCCAUUGACUACGUUGCGGCCCUAGAAGGCGUUUCGUGCGAGCCCAUUUCACAAGUGUUUGACUUUAAAAACCGUCUCCGCGUUAAUGGCUUUGUGCGUGUCCAUCUGCGUUUCUGGGCGCUCUUCUGGGACCAAACGGGAGUCGCUUACUUGGACAUCGACGGUGAGCGCGUAGCGUCUGCACUCAGCUACGGGACGCAUUGUGGCCCAGGUUUCGACCGAAAGAAUUGGGCGCCGUUCGGAGCACCAGAGAAGAGUCACCGUGUGUGUGACAUCAUCCUCUAUGGAAAGGCCUACAAGAUGCACGACAGAACUUUGAGUGUGACGGUGGGGAGCAACGACACAAAUCUGACUUUUGGCUUUGAUGACUUCCGCAUUGAGUACGACAUGGAGGACACUCCGCAAGUAGAGUGUCCAACAGCGCGAGAAGUCCUUUCGAGUCCUGCCGUGACAGUUCACGAACUGACGCGUUCACAAGAAGCAACUUUGAGUAGCUACCUCGACGGAGCUGAGGCGGAAGACGGCACUUCCUCGUCCUCGUCUCUAGUGGCACAGGGAGUCGACAGCAACGUGACUGAAGAUGAGGAAAGCUCGCAGCAAGUUGGAGUUGUCUCGCACGAAAGUGAAGAUGGCUCGCAGGGCAAAAAGACACUGGCCUCUUCAGUGGUGAUGAUGCAUGGACAAGAGACUGGAUCAGACUUGUCGAGGGCAGCAGGAGCUGCGGGAAGAGAUGAUGCCAAUGGCGGCGGCUUAAGCGGUGGCUCGUCGCUGGUGAAGAAGAGGACGCUUGCAGACAGCGGCGUCUCGGCAGACGACGGUGUAGACACGGUGUCCUCAUCCGACAACACGACAACGUAUUACUCAGGUCUAGAUCCGAACAAAGAUCCGCUUCGCAUCAAUGCUACUGAUCCUGACCCGGAUAACCAAGCUUCCACACCUUUUCCAGCUUCUGGCGGCGAUUCAACGAAGUUAGAGACUGAAUCUCCAAAGAUAUUUCAGGAUGGCACAGCAGUCGAUCUGACUGCCACGCCACCCCCCUGUGACGAAUCGGAUUCGAUAAGCAACUGCACAUCUAAAACGAUCGACAUUCUUGGACCGGAUUAUGACGCGUCAUCGAAGGAUGUAUCCGGCGCAAGCCUUCCAGCAGUACCCGGCGCUAUCCAGCCCUAUGUCAGCACAGUUACGUGGUCCGACAAAAUGAAAGGUUUCCUACCAUCGGGUGGCGACGUUGUAAAUGAUAUGGUUGCCGACGGCGCGAUCGUAUCCAGCUCGCAAACGUGGUUCCUCGACGAAUUAGGUGCCAAAAAAGCGUGCGAGGGCAUUGAAGCUUGUGGAGGUACUACUCGUACAGAAGCUCGAAUCCCGAAUGUCCACAUUUGCUAAAACAGAUACUCACCUAUUGACCACACAUGAAAGGUAACCGUCUUGGAGUAAGAAUCGAAGACGAGGACGGAUUGAUGCAAGUCACCUCAUCAAAAUCACAGGUAUCACCUCGUUCGGCAAGGGCCAUCACUGGUUCUUGAAGACUGCGGCUUUCUUAGCUGAGGACGCGCGAGUGGUCGGCGGCGACGCAACUCCUUGGUUUUCCUUUGUGAUUCCCGCCCGAAUUGGCGCUUUUGUGGCAAACUGCACUGAUUUCGAUGCUGAAAAGGCUGGCUGCGAUUUGACGACCUGCUUGCCUCUCCCGGAUACAACUGCAAUGGGUCUCGCGGCUAUCCAGUAUAUGACCGGUUACACAGACAACUAUGUCGCAGAGAAGGGUUACUGUCGCACUUGCGACACGAAGCGGGUACCACCGGGGGCAGACUACUUCCUUGGCUUGGUGCGCGAUUUGCGCCAGGACGCCUUCGCUGGCUUCUGUGCGCCCUGUAGUCCUGUGCCACCAG